Messenger RNA from Eremothecium gossypii ATCC 10895, 1161 nucleotides. Its product is annotated as cAMP-dependent protein kinase. Gene Ontology annotation, biological process: peptidyl-serine phosphorylation. Gene Ontology annotation, molecular function: ATP binding; cAMP-dependent protein kinase activity. Gene Ontology annotation, cellular component: nucleus; cAMP-dependent protein kinase complex. The transcript has a single exon. The coding region runs from base 1 to 1161 and encodes 386 amino acids. The record is from RefSeq and is marked provisional. NCBI's taxonomy places the organism in Eukaryota, Fungi, Ascomycota, Saccharomycetes, Saccharomycetales, Saccharomycetaceae.
AUGGUGGAGACAGCAGACGUCACGCAUUUCGUCCAACCUCGCGUUGCAACCGAGGAGAUUGUGCCGCAGCAGGACGCCUCGUCGACGAUGCCAGGCCUCUCCAUGGAAAGUCGGUCACUGUGCAAGAAUAUCAUGCGCGCAGAGUGGGCCCAGGAAAGCGGGAGGCAGCUGCGUGGCAGGAAGCUGGAGGGCAGGACGACGAAGGGGAAGUACACAUUGUACGACUUCCAGAUAUUGCGCACUCUUGGUACCGGUAGCUUCGGACGCGUGCAUUUGGUCCGAUCCAACCACAACGGGCGCUUCUACGCCAUGAAGGUGCUGAAGAAGCACGUGGUAGUGAAGUUGAAGCAGGUAGAGCACACCAACGACGAGCGGAAGAUGUUGUCGGUGGUUUCGCACCCGUUCAUCAUCCGGAUGUGGGGCACGUUCCAGGACGCCCACCAGGUGUUCAUGAUCAUGGAUUACAUAGAAGGCGGCGAGCUCUUCUCGUUGCUCCGGAAGUCGCAGCGCUUUCCGAACCCGGUCGCCAAGUUCUACGCCGCCGAGGUCUGCCUUGCACUAGAGUAUCUCCACUCGAAGGACAUCAUCUACCGUGACUUAAAACCCGAAAACAUCUUGCUGGAUAAGAAUGGUCACAUCAAACUGACGGAUUUCGGGUUUGCCAAGUACGUGCCGGACGUCACGUACACGCUGUGCGGUACGCCAGACUACAUCGCGCCCGAGGUGGUCAGCACCAAGCCGUACAACAAGUCUGUCGACUGGUGGUCCUUCGGCAUCUUGAUCUACGAGAUGUUGGCCGGCUACACGCCCUUCUACGACCAGAACACAAUGGGGACGUACGAGAACAUCCUCAACGCCGAAGUCAAGUUCCCGCCGUUUUUCAACGCCGAGGUGCGCGACCUUCUCUCCCAGCUCAUCACCCGCGACCUGAGCAAGCGGCUCGGCAACUUACAAAACGGCUCGCAGGACGUGAAGGCACAUCCCUGGUUCUCGGAGGUAAUAUGGGACAAGCUCCUCUGCAGGAACAUAGAAACCCCGUACGAGCCCCCGAUCCACGCUGGCCAGGGCGACACCUCCCAGUACGACCGGUACCCCGAGGAGGACGCAAACUACGGCGCCUUGGGCGAAGACCAGUAUCAGGCGCUAUUUUCCGACUUUUGA